GCUUGUAAAAUCAUGAAUACACCAGCAACUAAUUGGGUGCUUUUCUGUUUGUACAGGUAAUUUGGCCUCUGGGGAUGUCCUCAGGCGAAAAAGCAGUCUCUAUGACGGUGGCAGGCUUGUGCUGACAGCAUUUUUACCUGAUUGUCAUCUCAUUAACAUUUAGUCAGAAUGGAUACUUUGCCGAAUGUCCUUUCUCCCGUGGGUGGAAGCGGCGAUCUUGUUGGCUCACAAACAGAAGUGCAAAAACUGUUAAUUGAUGAAAGAAUGCGAUGCGAACACCAUAAAACCAAUUACCAAACUCUAAAAGCAGAACAUACAAGGCUACUGGAUGAAUAUACAAAAUCACAAAAUGAGCUCAAACAGCUGUUACAUGAAAAGCAAACUGUUCAUGAUAAAUUUCAGUUUCUACUUGCUGAACUCCGAGGGGAAUUAUUGGAUAAAACUAGAGAAGUGGAGGAGUUAAAAAUGCAGGUAAUAACUCCGCAGAAGCUGGAAUUGCUGAAAGCACAAAUACAGCAUGAUUUAGAAACACCUAUGAGAGAACGCUUUCACAAGUUGGAUGAAGAAGUAGAAAAAUAUAGAACAGAAUAUAACAAACUUCGUUAUGAACAUACUUUCCUCAAAUCAGAGUUCGAGCAUCAGAAAGAAGAGCAUGCCCGAAUUUUAGAAGAGAAAAAAUUAAAAUAUGAUUCUGAGGUAACAAGACUGGAUAAAGAUAAAGAAGAAUUGCAUAAUCAGCUGCUUAGCAUUGACCCUACAAGAGAUAAUAAGCGUGUGGAAACACUGUUAAGAGAGAAGGCCCAGCUACUACAGAAACUAAAGGGGUUAGAAGCCGAAGUAACAGAACUACGAGCCCAGAGAGAGAAUUCUGGAAUGCAAGCAGAAAAUGUGCAAAGAAUUCAAGUGCGACAGUUAGCUGAGAUGCAAACUACGACGAGAUCCCUAGAGGCAGAAAAGCAAUCUGUGAAGCUGCAGCUUGAGCGCAUGGAAAGAGAACUGCAGUCGAGCAAUGAGCAAAAUACACUCUUAACGGGCAAGCUGCACAAAGCUGAGCGAGAGAUCAAUGUCUUGACUACAAAAGUUCAAGAACUUAAACAUUCACACAAGUUAGAAAUAACAAACAUCAAGCUGGAAACUGCAAGAGCAAAGAGUGAACUAGAAAGAGAAAGAAACAAGAUUCAAAGUGAAAUGGAUGGGUUAUGCUCAGAUAAUGAAAUACUUAAGACGACACUUGAAAGGCACAAAGUCCUUUCAAUAGAAAAGGAUCGUGAAUUAGUACGCAAAGUACAAGCUGCAAGAGAGGAAGGCUUCCAAAAACUUGCAGCAUUACAGGAGGAAAAGUUAGAAUUUGAGACCAAAUUAGCUGAACUAGAAAAAAACAAAGUGGAGCAAGAUGCUCAGAGACAAUCAGAAAAGGAUCAGUAUGAAGAGAAGUUAUCGGCUAUGCAGUUGACAGAAGAGUCCAGCAGAAGGGAAAUUCAGAAUCUUAGGCUAAAGCUUCAACUGCAUGUUUCUAAUUCUGAGGAGCUAGAAAGACAGAAAAGUGAGAAUGCAAAUCUAAAGCAGCACAUCCAUGAUUUGCAGCUCCAAGUGGCUUCACUUUCACAGUCAGAAAAUGAUUUGCUGGACUCCAGUCAGAAACUCAAGGAAAUGCUGGAGAGAUUAAAACAUGAAUGUCGGAAUGCACGAAGUCAAGCAGAGAGGGCUCAGUUAGAUUCAGAGAAGAAUUUGGAAGACAAGCGUGUAGAAUGGCUAGAAGAAAAGCAUAAACUUAUUCAGCGCAUCACAGAGAUAGAAGAGAAGAAUAACCAAAUAAAGGAAAAAUUGCAUCGAGCAGCAGUUACUCAGAAAAAGAGAAAGACACUUAAUGAUAAUAAGCAAAAGAAAUUGCUGAAGAAGAUAGAACUCUUAGAAGCCAAGAGAGAAGAACUGGAAACGGAAAAUCAAGUGUUAAAUAGGCAGAAUGUUCCCUUUGAAGAACAUAUUCGCCUUCAGAAAAGACUAAAGGACUUGCAGCGUAGACAUAAUGAAUUCCGCAGGUUAAUUCUGUUUCCCAAUAUCCCAACACUGAAUCCAGUCAGCUUAUUAUCUUCAACUUUGAUUCCUGGACCAGAGCCAUCCUUUCAUCUCCUUCAGGAGGAACAGCAUCAAAGAGAGCUUUCUCUGCUUCGCAAGCGCCUGGAAGAACUAGAAACCACACAGAGAAAACAGUUGCGAGAGCUUGGUGCCUCUAAUGAGCGAGCUCAGUCGGUAGUAAGUCCUGACUCUAAUUCCGAUAGAAAAAGGCUUGUGGAAGAGUAUGAUCUACCAUCUGGGGAUGCCAAAUAAAAGUUACACUCUAGAGCACUAGAUACUUCCCAUCCUUUGCCAAAAACACUUACACUUAGAGGUGCCUUGAAGUACAGGAAAGGUCUAAAUAUAUUUUGUAUCUUUUUGUAUUUUUUUAAUAUAUUUUUUAAACAACAUAUGACUCGAGUAAAAUUAAUGUGAAGGGGGGAAUCUAAUUUUAGAUUAUAAGAGAUCAUGUUGCACUAAAACAAAAUUCUAACAAGACCUUUAUCGAGCAUCAGCUUUUUGGAAAAAUCCCUUGGAAGAUUCCCAUUCACCAGUUUGAUAUAUCAAGUUUUCCAUCUUUCAUCAAUGCUGUGACUUUGAGGCUGGCAUCAUGCAAUUGAAAAUACUAAAAUAAUUCAAAACUAAAGUAUAUCUUUACUUGAACUCUGUCAACGUUUGUUGUGAAGACAGGUGAAAUUUUGGGAUUAUGAUUUAUGCAAUUAUCUUUAUAAAGAAAUUUAUUACCUGCACUUUAAUA
Messenger RNA from Elgaria multicarinata webbii, 2812 nucleotides. RefSeq names its product centrosomal protein 83 (gene CEP83). The coding region runs from base 169 to 2328 and encodes 719 amino acids. The record is from RefSeq and is a predicted model, not a curated record. Lineage: Eukaryota; Metazoa; Chordata; Lepidosauria; Squamata; Anguidae. The transcript is spliced from 15 exons. Gene Ontology annotation, cellular component: centrosome; ciliary transition fiber; centriole. Gene Ontology annotation, biological process: cilium assembly; establishment of centrosome localization.